AUGCUAGAGCCGACAUGGAAUGACACGGCCAAAAUAAUUGCAGAGGAGACGGUUAAUAAGGAAGAGAUCUUCGACCGGAACACCGGCAAAAUCAAUUGUCUCUCACAGGAGACAUGGGACGCCCUCAACGAAGUUUUACCUUUGCCGAAGUACUCUUCCCCCUUCAGGGAUUGGGGAUACGCAUGGGGUGAGUGGGCAGGGGAAGUGCCACGAGCCUCGGCGCAAAAUUCUAUACAAGAGACCAAUGAAAUCACCAAGUUUCUGGAAGAGAAAGGGGUGAAGUGGAAACCAAAAAAGUGGCCUCCGGUGCCCUUGAAUACCCAAAGUAGUGGGGUGGGCUUAUUGGAAUCUCUCUCUCUCGUUCUCACUGGAUCACUCCUUCAUCUUUCACUCCUCCAGAAUAUUCUCGGGGGUGAGAACCAUCGUCCCCUCUUUGAACUAAUCCAAGAAGGAGCAGAAAUCUUCAAGAGGGUCAUUGUCCUCAUGGGAAAAAAGUUAUCUAGGACCUUCUUCCCUAAAGGAGAAAGGGACGAAAAUCAGGACCUGCAUGCCAUCCUGCUAUUUGCUCUGUUCGAGUCUCAUGAAGACUCAGCCUCAGACUUGGAGUCAAAGACAGUGUCAGACUUAGGGAAUGAUGGCCCAGUGAACAUCUUCCCCGUAGUUCCUCAAUGCACGUGGUCGAUCUCCGAAGGUCGUGUCGCCAGAUUCGAAGCGUUUGAACCAUCGAGACACCGUGGGAUCAGCCGAUAA
Darwinula stevensoni is the source of this 750-nucleotide messenger RNA. NCBI's taxonomy places the organism in Eukaryota, Metazoa, Arthropoda, Ostracoda, Podocopida, Darwinulidae. The record is from the annotation of a GenBank genome assembly.